CAAACCUUUGUCCCCUCUUUUUUCUCUUCUUCAUACCACCUCCACCUCUGAGUCCCGCCACAUCCAUGUCCUCACAGCCCGACACCGCUAAAUACCCACACGGCUACCACCCGUCCGUACUGCGCUCGCACCAAUGGCGCACCGCCGAGAACUCGGCCGCAUACCUCCUCCCGCACCUCAAGCCGGACAUGCGCAUCCUCGACGUCGGCUGCGGGCCGGGCACGAUCACGAUGGGGCUCGCGAAGUAUGUCCCACAGGGGUCGGUCGUCGGUGUGGAUUACGCGGAGGACGUCGUUCUCAGGGCUCAGGAGAACCUCGCCGCCGAGGCAGCCAAAGGCACCGACGGCGUCAACUUGAAAAACGUCGAGUUCCGCACGGCGGACGUGUUCGCGCUCCCGUUUGAGGACGGCGCGUUCGACGUCGUGCAUGUGCACCAGGUGCUCAUGCACGUCGGCGACCCCGUGCGCGCGCUGCGCGAGCUCCGGCGCGUCGUCAGGCCGGGCGGGGGAUUGCUCGCGGCGCGCGAGGGCGAUAUCGACGCGAUGAGCUGGUGGCCGGCGCUGCCUGCGCUGGAGGAGUGGCGCCGUGUCUUCAUCGCCGUCGCGCGGAAGAACAACGGCGAGCCGGACACGGGGCGGAGGCUUGUCGGGCUCGCGAUCCAGGCGGGGUUUUCGCGCGAUGCAAUCAGCGCGAGCGUCCACACGUGGUGUUUCAGCGCGCCGGAGGAGCGGGAGUUCUGGGGCGGGAUGAUGGGCGAGCGGGUUGUGCAGUCGAGUUUUGCGGGGAUGGCGGUCGAUGGGGGGAUCGCUACGCAUGAGCAGCUGCGGGAGAUCGAGCAGGGGUGGAAGGAAUGGGUCGCUGCGGAGGAUGGCUGGUUCGGGGUGAUGAACAGUGAGAUCGUUUGUCGUGUGUAAGGUGAUGUUGGACUCUUUCUACUGUAUUUUCAGCUCCCUUCAGAGGGUAUAGUCUUAUUGUAUACUUAUCUGCUUAUAGCUUAGCUACUGUCAUUCAACUGACGAGCGUGUUCGUCAUUCAACUGCCGGUUCACGUACCAUACUAUACCCUCGCAUACCGAUGUACUCUACCAUUCUGCAUUGUUUGUAGCAAUAGCAUAUCUCAAUCACGAUGUGAUCAAACAGGA
Molecule: messenger RNA, 1141 nt
Organism: Coniophora puteana RWD-64-598 SS2
Lineage: Eukaryota; Fungi; Basidiomycota; Agaricomycetes; Boletales; Coniophoraceae
Product: UbiE family methyltransferase
Exons: 1
Coding region: 66-914 (282 amino acids)
Molecular function (GO): methyltransferase activity
Source: RefSeq, a predicted model, not a curated record